Molecule: messenger RNA, 1289 nt
Organism: Centruroides sculpturatus (bark scorpion)
Lineage: Eukaryota; Metazoa; Arthropoda; Arachnida; Scorpiones; Buthidae
Exons: 5
Biological process (GO): protein K48-linked ubiquitination; SCF-dependent proteasomal ubiquitin-dependent protein catabolic process
Cellular component (GO): cytoplasm; nucleus
Source: RefSeq, a predicted model, not a curated record
GUGAUUUCUAAAAAUUCACAUGUACUUUCAACAGCUUACAGCUGUCAUCCUCAGGCGAAAAUUGAAUACUAUAAAUUUCGAAUGCUUAGCUUUUUACAAAUCACUGCUUGUAACUCCGCAACACCGAUGUGUUAAUCAUAUAUUACUCUACGUUGGCGUGAAGUGAUAUUUUAGAAGCUGAUAUUGGCAACUUAAUCAUUGUUGCCAGUCGUCAUUUGGAGCAUCUUGCUUUACAACCAUCUCUAACAAAAAACAGCCUGUUUGUAUCUCUUUCAUUUGCUCAAUGUUGUUUUUCAAAUUUGAAAUCUCUUCAAUUAGGAUACAUAGAUGAACUUCCUUCAGAAGGUGAUUGGUCAGAAGAAAUGUUAGAAGGGAUUGGUUUGACAGAAUCAACUGAUUUACCAUGUUUGAUAACUGAUACAGGGAUGAAAGUUAUAUCUCAGAUUUUUCCUAAUCUGAAAAGUCUCUCAAUAAAUAACUGUAUUCAUGUAACAACACCACAUUUAUGGUGUCCUGAAGGAACCCUGCCUUGGAAGCAUUUAACCGAUCUUAUAGUGCGUCACUGUACUCAUCUUCAUCUUUCAUCUUUUAUCCAUUUUAUAGAAAGUUUAUCAUCGGUAGAAACUUUAAUAUUAGAAGAUGUGUUUAGAGAAGCACCAAAUACAUAUGAUCAUGUUUGCUGCAAGGAAUAUGUGGUGCAUGAUGAUUUACUAGAAAAACAAAGAGAAGGUAACUUUGAAGAUUUGCAAAAUACAAGAGUGGAUUUAUGUGAUAAUAUACAAAAAACUCCAAAAAAUGAUUACAAUGAAGUACAAAAUAUAAAAAGACAAAGUAAGAAGAGAAAAUUGAAUAAUUCUGAUGAAAAUAUUUAUCAUGCUUCAACUAGUGGAGUUAAUUCUUCAGAAGAACAUAUAAAAUCUGAUGCCAAGGAUAAACAUGGAACUGAAGAGAAAAGCAAUUCUUGUGCCUUUAACAAAAGACAAUGUAAAUACAAUCCUGAUAAUUCAUUAGACAUUCCAUAUGAUCCAAGCAAUAUGACAUUUUCUCAGGAUGAAUCUUCAGAAAGAAAUUCAAAUAAAAGAUAUCUAAGGAGUGAAUCAUCUCAAACAACGAAUAGUUUUAUUAGACAGUGUUUCCCUCCAUCUCAUUGCAGAGAGGUGCAUAAUUGUAUGAUGUGUUCUUCAGAUUAUAUAAGUGAAGCAAACAUUAUUCAGAGCAAUGAAGAAAUCAUUAAUGUAGAUAAAUCAACUGAUACAUGUGACUUAAUUUUGCAAACUAAUUGCAAUCAG